Molecule: messenger RNA, 237 nt
Organism: Mycena indigotica
Lineage: Eukaryota; Fungi; Basidiomycota; Agaricomycetes; Agaricales; Mycenaceae
Exons: 2
Coding region: 1-237 (78 amino acids)
Biological process (GO): regulation of proteolysis; regulation of Ras protein signal transduction
Molecular function (GO): phospholipid binding; peptidase inhibitor activity
Source: RefSeq, a predicted model, not a curated record
AUGCAUUCCGCCAGCGUGAAUGCCUAUCGCCCGCCCGGGCCGCCGCCGGGCAGCGGCCUACAUCGAUACACCUUCGUGCUUUUCCGCGAGCCGCCCGGGUUUUCCCUUCCCCCGGACGCAUCCGAGCUCGAUCCGAGCAUCGAGGCUCGCCGCCGCUGGGACCCCGUCGAGUUCGCCCAGCGCGCGGGGCUGACGAUCGUCGGUGCGACCUUCUACCUGGUCCGGAGUGAGGAGUAG